This is a messenger RNA of Electrophorus electricus (electric eel), 2182 nucleotides long. It is a transcript of the gene rad21l1, whose product is annotated as RAD21 cohesin complex component like 1. Gene Ontology annotation, molecular function: protein binding; chromatin binding. NCBI's taxonomy places the organism in Eukaryota, Metazoa, Chordata, Actinopteri, Gymnotiformes, Gymnotidae. The record is from RefSeq and is a predicted model, not a curated record. Gene Ontology annotation, cellular component: cohesin complex. Gene Ontology annotation, biological process: sister chromatid cohesion; replication-born double-strand break repair via sister chromatid exchange.
GCGGGAUGCACGCGCCGGCAAACCUUUUAACGUCCCUGACACUAAAUUGCAUUCACGCCAGACAACGGUGGUUAAAAGGUCUACAAACUAGCCACGAAAAGAACUAUUGUUGAAGAUGGUUUUCUUCACGGAGCUCUUCAGCUACAAACGAGGGUCGCUAGCCAAGAUCUGGCUUGCAGCCCAUUGGGAAAAAAAGAUAACGAAAGCUCAUGUAUUUGAGUGCAAUUUAGAGACAACUGUUGAAGAUAUUAUUUCCCCUCAGAUAAAGAUUGGUCUGCGAACUUCAGGUCACCUGCUUUUGGGUGUUGCACGGAUCUAUUCAAGGAAAACCAAGUAUCUCCUUGCAGACUGCAGUGAUGCUGUGGUUAAAAUCAAAGUGGCUUUUAGACCAGGACAGACAGAUCUGCCUGAGGAAGGAAUGGAGGCAAUGUUCAAGGCUGUUACAUUGCCAGAAGACUUCACUGAUUUUCAGUCACAGCUGCCUGACCUCAAUACAAUUGACGUGGUAGAUCACUUCUCACUCCACCAAUGUCAUGCCGAGGAAAUCACUCUCAAAGAGAACAUAGGAAACAGUUUUCUCACCAUAGAUGACGUGGCAGAUGACACCCUAUCUCAUCAGGGUCUAUUUGACCUGAGUUUUCACAGUCUUGCUUCAAAUGGUGACAGAUUUGGUGACGAAGGCAUGGCUUAUGAUGCUGUUGAUUUAAUAGUUAAUGCUAAUGACAAUGCUCUGCUUACUGACUCCUGUGGUCAUUCACCCGAAGAGUUCCCUGCAACACCCCCACCAACUGCUGUUAAUGUACCAGAGACCUUGCUAGACAGCCCAAGCCAUAAUGAGACAACACUACUAGAUGAUGCAGAGAAAGGUUUCACUCUCGAAUCUGUGGCUGUCACACCCUCUUCAGACAGGAAAAGAGGCAACAGGAAAAGGAAGCUUGUGGUUGACCAGUAUAAGGAACUUUCUAAUGACACAAUCAGAGCACAGCUAAAUGACUGUUCUGACAUUUUGGCCUCAUUAGACAUGGCUCCACCCACACGCCAGCUUUUAGAGUGGAAGGAAAAUGGUGGAGCAGAUUAUCUUUUUUCACAUUUCUGUAUCCCAGUCACACACAGUGACUUGCAGCAGCUGUUCCCUCGAGAUGUGUUUCCUGGGAGACGGGGGCUGACUCGCAAAGCGAGAGAGGAGAGUGAUUUCGAAAAUACUAGGGAGCUGGGGAGAGAAGACUGUGCGAGCAGUGUGGUGUCUCUGGUGGAGGAGCUCAGUUUAUUGGAGGAGACUAUGGAUCCAGGGAGAUAUGCACAGGAGGAGAGCAGGUUGGAGGUAACAUGCCCAGAGCUGCUCUCUGAGGACUCAAUACUGGUACAUCCAUCUGGAGUGGAUAGGGAAAUCCUACUGACACAAACCCAGACACAGCAGUCUACACUGGACAGCCAAGACAUGGAAGAGAAAAGAAUGACCAGUCGAGCACAGAUUCUCCUUCAGGUCCUCAAAGAGAAGGAGAACAGCAACCUCGGUGCUGCCUUCAGUCUGCACACUUUGUGUGCGAGAAGCAGCCGCUCCGAGGUAGCAGCCACGUUUUUUGCUCUAUUGCUGCUAAAGAAACAGCGAGCCCUUGACCUCUACCAGAGCGACCCCUAUAGCGACAUCAUUGCAACACCUGGGCCUUUUUUCUACAAACCUAAUAAAAUGUAACUAAACGGUACAAUAAAAUCAAUUAAAGGUGAGUUCUCCCUGUUAUGUAUGGUUGUUUGAAUAUUGGUUCUUGUGGUAUGGACCUAGCUAAGCACCUAAAUGCUGGAUUUUGGGAGACCUUUAAUGAUCAGCAUCAUUUAAAAUUUGUUAUAGUCUUUAAGAACUGCACUACACUGUUUGCCACUCUUCUAGAUAGCAUGCUAUCCUACCUUUUGAAGUCUGAGCUUUGAUGAUUCAUGCAACUAGGCCAAUACUGAGACUCUGAGGACAUAAUGAACUAGAACUUAUACUGUCACAAAGUAGGUUCCUCUAGAUUGUGACUCUAGAGAGCAGGAUUUCUGCAUCAUAUUUAAUUGUCUUGCAAUAUUUAAGCAACCAGACAUAGUAUGUUUGUGUAAAAACAUAUGUCUUUAAGUUUAUAUGCCAUUGUAAAUAGAAUAUCAAUGACCAGUGCUUCACCGGUUGUUUGUUCUUUGUACUACUCUAGCC